Molecule: messenger RNA, 1298 nt
Organism: Pantherophis guttatus
Lineage: Eukaryota; Metazoa; Chordata; Lepidosauria; Squamata; Colubridae
Source: RefSeq, a predicted model, not a curated record
CAGAUUUACCCUCUAUGCUGUAGACACCCGUGGGAGGCACUCAGAACUGAGCACCAUCACGCUGAGAACAGCUUGUCCACUGGUGGACGACACCAAAGCAGAAGAGGUAGCAGAUAAGAUCUACAACUUGUACAAUGGCUACACCAGUGGGAAGGAGCAACAAACAGCCUACAACACCCUCAUGGAAAUCUCUGCUUCCAUGCUUUCCCGAGUCCAGCAUCACUACAACUCCCACUACGAGAAAUUUGGGGACUUUGUCUGGCGUAGCGAGGAUGAGCUCGGGCCCAGAAAAGCGCAUCUCAUCUUACGACGGCUGGAGAAAGUCAGUAACCACUGUUCGAGUUUGCUACGCAGCGUCUACAUCCAGAGCAGGACUGACACCAUGCCUUACUUAUUCUGUCGGAGCGAGGAGGACCGAUCCCCUGGCAUGGUUUGGUACAACGUUUUGAAGGACACCAAAAUCACCUGCGAAGAGAAGAUGAUCUCUCUGCUGCGCAACAUGUACGGCGACUCCAAGGGACGAUGAAAAAAACAAAACAAAAAACCAACCUACCGGGCCGGCCAACUGAGGCACGACGGGGGCAGAGGCACUCACUCUCCUCCCCCACACCCCAGCUCAAGCGAGUCAAAGACAUGUGGUACACCUAUCAUUUGACGGACGGGAGAAUCAGCUGGAGAAUCCACGGCCAUCCUAGGGGCAAAGCCAGAUCCCUCCCUCUCUCCCUCCCUUCCCUUUGCUUAGGGUUCUCUCUCUUUUUAUUAAAAAAUAAUAAUAACAAUUAUUAUUUAAGAAGGAAGUCCAUCGUUUCGCUCCAUCCAAGAGGAGGGGGGAAAAAAUAAUAAAUAAAGGCGACCUCCUUUUCUGUUUCUCCUAAUUAAAAUCUCCAAAAUUGAGAGCCACAGAUGGGGGAGAGACAGCUCAGCUGGUGGGAUGGGGGCGGCGGGGGGGGGGGGGAGGACCCACAAGUGGUCGACUUGGGAGGGCGACAGUGACUGACUCACCUUAGAUUUUUUUCCUCCGAGGGAACCGAUGCUUGGGUAACGUGAGAAUUUUAGGCCGGAAGUACAGAAGGACCUACGUUUUUGGAAAGGUGCUCGCAUCCUUGAAGGCAGUUCACAGCGAACCGGAGAAAGAACUUUGCUAGUGGGCCAUUACGAGAACGGUGGUACGUAUCAAACAUACACCAGGUGUCAAAAAAUAAAAUAAAAUAAAAUAAAUAAAGGCUCCUUGGGGGAUUGUCGCUAUCAGUAUCCUGACAGGUUGUUCUGUGCAUUAAAACAUUCAUAUUUACUUCCAA